Messenger RNA from Effrenium voratum, 938 nucleotides. Lineage: Eukaryota; Dinophyceae; Suessiales; Symbiodiniaceae. The record is from the annotation of a GenBank genome assembly.
UUGGCCGCUGAGCAAAGUAACAUCGCGGCUUGGCAGCCGCGAGAUGCCAGUUGAGUGAAGAGCCAUGUGCUCUUUGCAUACUGGAACUUGGAGCGGCUUGCCGCUGAGAGACGACGCAGCCUUGCGCAAGAAGCGCGAUGCUCGGGAGAAGGCGUGGAUUGCCGAGGUGGCCGCGCUGGACGAGCGGCCGCAGUCACGGGAGACGCUGAUCAGAUGGAACUUGGACAACGGCUCCAAGGACGUCAAAGGCCGGGUGCUGCCGGCGCCCUGGGCACCGCGGCAGGUUCCCCCAGAGUGGGAUAUUCAAGGCCUGGCCUUGACUGUGACACGUUCGCUUGAUGAGGGAGAUAACAGCCCACCCCACGCCUGGGACAAGGAGAUGAUCCAACUCUGCGGCGCCACCGGCCGCGCGGAGCUGCGUGGUCGCGCCGUGGACCUGGUGGAGCCCUACGUGCCCUUGAUGAAGCCUGCGCGGAAGAGCAAGGAGGUGGAGCUGUUGCACCGCCAGAUGCCCUCGCCCUCCAUGGACCGCGGCAGCGGGUUCUGCCGUUUGGAGCCGGCGAAAAUGGAGGCCACGGUGAGGUACAACCUCCGGCUGGACGGGCGCCGGCCCUUCAUGGCAGGCGCUGCCAAAGGCAAGGACUUCACCCGAGUGGCGCAAUGCCUGCCGCAGAAGGAUCUGGCGGCCUGGGACCAGGAGCGCAUUAUGGCGCCGGAGCGGGCAUAUCGCUCUUCAGAGAAAGGCGCGUGCCUCUUCCAAGAUGAGCGGCGGCUCGGCCCUGCGUGGAAGCCCGCAGGCAAGAAUGCCGGGCAGCUCUCGCGGGCUGGCGCCAGCAUCAUGAGGUGAGCAGAGCGAACUCCGCUCGCAGAAGUUAUUCUUGUCCAGACACGUGUUCAGUGGCAGAAACCCUCGUUCCCUAUUUUCUCUUGUUUGGCCA